UUGGGAUUCUGUGUUGGAGCUUAGGAACGCCCUCCCGGCUGCCUCACCGACUGGUUCUCCUCCCUCCGCCCCCCUUCCCCCGAUAACACCUCCACCAGCCUUACGCUCUUGGUAAUUCUUGGCCCCCCUUUCAUACGGACGCGAAGGCAGUUUCUCCAGCAGCACGGCGGCAUUCUUGUCGCAAAUCCGAGGGCGAGAGCGAGGAAGCGCACACUCAAACGCGUGCAGGUGGAACGCGUCGACCUAGAAAUUUUUCGACGACGCGUGGUUUUCGGUGAUAGGUUUUUCUUCUCUUUUUUAUUGCGUGUUAUCGUCGGAGAGGAAACCUUCAUAAGAAAGAGCGCAGUUACAGUGUCCUCUCCAGUGACGGGUGACAAUAAUCGACGGAGAGAGAAGGAGAAGAAACGAAAAAAGUAAAAAAAAAAAAAAAGAGAAGAAAGAAAAUUCGCGUCAUUAUCCAUACGCCUGUCAUCUCAACCCAGCUGAAAAUGAAGUAAACGCCACGUCAGAGGACAUACAACUGUAACCGCGGACUCGUGCCUGUGUUGAAAGGGAUAGUCCAUGUUUACGGAAGUCGCAAGCACAGAAGAUGGCACGUGCUAGAUUCUGGGCUUUGCUGAAGCGAAGUGCACCGCGGACUGAACAAGAAGUCACGAACGAGUAACGUCUGGUUGGACGGACCCUAGAAAUGUUCCCACACAUGUACAAAGUCAGGCCCCCGAAGUCGGCGCAGCGUCGGGAGUCGUCCGGGUCGGCGAGUCCGGGCACCGUCGCCGCCGACUGCGAGUGGCAGGGCGACAACUGGCGGCGCUCGAACCGCUGGACGCCCCCGUGGGACCAGCAGGGCUCCGCGCCGUCCACGCCCCAGUCGGUGCCCUCCACGCCGCCACCCAUGCCGGCGCCGCAGCAGGAAACCAGCCUCAGCAGGAGUCCUACACCAUGGAGAAAGGAGGGGCAUCAGAGGACCGAGAGCCCAGGACCUCCCCAGCAACCGCGCCAUAGGUCCACGCUGACCCCAGAGAAGGAGGACUGGGAGGCAACAGGAGAAGAAAUAACAGAGACCUGGACCCCCGCACCCCCCUUGCCACCCGAGCAGAGGCAGCAGCAGCAGUUCCCACAGCAGUUCUCCAACAAACAGGCCACUUCCGACAAAGAAAACAACGCAUCUGAGAACCUAGCCAUUCCCAGAGUCAGAGAUGACAAGUCAAGGUCAUCUUCCCCCUUGGUAGAGGAGCAAUGGGGAACCCCUCAAGAAUCAUGGAUGCCUCAGCCUCCUCAUUUCGAAGAUGCUUGUGAGACGAAGAGCGAAGUCGAGGUUGCAGAACAGGCAGCGCCCAGAACACGCCAGGCAAAUGCACAGAAUGACACUUGGCGGGAAAAUGAAGACGACACUAACACCGUCGCUUCUUCCUCUGCCGCCGACGAGAAGGAACCAGAACUGCCGUGGUGGGAACAGACAGAAGAGGAGGAUACGAAUCAGGAUUCGGGUUCAGUUUGGUGGGAACAACAGCGAAAUGAAGACCAGGGGGAGGAGGUCCCUUGGUGGGAACGGCCGGCUGUUAAGGAGCCCGCUCAGAAUGACUCGGGAAUGUGGUGGGAAAAGGAGCAUGACGAUCAGCAAAAGGACGAGAUAAUGCUGUGGCAACGGUCUAUCGAUCCCGUCCAGCCAGACCCAAAGAUCGUGAAGGAAAAGGAAGAGGACGACCAAGAUAAGGACGACCUUCCAUGGUGGGAGAAGCGGGAAAUGACAAGGGAUUGGAGUCCAGUUGGUUCCCCCGUUUUCAAAAAGGACAUCGUAGAACAUAUGGGCAACAACGAAGCAAAUGAAGAAUGGUGGAAAAAAUGGGACACGCGUGCUGAGCCCUGCACGGUUAGCAUCACUAAGCUGAGGGAAAAGGCGCGACAUGCUACUCCGUGGUGGGCGGCGGGUGAUGCGUCAGAGCCAACGGAUGAAAAUGACGAGAAUUCUUUAUGGUGGGACCAAGAUGGUACCACCGACGAGAGUCCAGCAGUACCCGAAGCUCCCCCCAUGCCCGGCGUCCCCCCGCCUCCCCCGCCCAUGCCCGGUAUGCCCCCGCCCCCGCCCCCACCGAUGCCCGGAAUGGUUCCUGGCGAGAAGAAGAUCUCGGAGGCCAAGAAGUUCAAGCUGGACCAAAUCAAGCGGGCGGCGAGGACCAGGCCAGAUUGGAACACCUUGCUGAAGAAUAUUGAGGGCGGCGUCAAACUCAAGCACUUGUCUCCCUUCGAGAAAACGGACAGGUCCAAGCCCAUUUUGCCCUCGUCCCGCGGCAAAGGAGGAAAGUUCGUGUACGAGUCGGAGAAGCCCCUCGCCCACAACGAACUCUUGCGGGAAAUCCACAGGGGCGUCAGGCUCCGGAAGGCCAGGACGGAUGACAGAAGCAGACCGGAUUUCAAAGCUCUAGGCCUCAAGAAGCUGCGUCGGCAGCGGACCAUGGAGGAGGUGAAGGAGGUGAAGGACCCGAUGGAGGCGAUGCCGUCGUCCUCAGACGAAGAGGAGGACAUCGACACCAUGAGGGACGACCUCCAGGCCACCAAGAGCCAGCUCGCCGAGGAGAUCAAGCAAAGGAAGAAGACCGAGCGCGAAAACAAGAUUUUAAAGAUCGACAUCGAAAGCCUGCAAGCGGAGGUGAAGAAGCUGAAGCGGCAGCUGAAGGAGGCCGGCGCGGUGGAGCCGAAGCCCCUGAAGAGCAGCGAGGCAGAGGAAAUUGUGCCCAAGCUCGAGAAGUCCAUGAGCAAGUUGCGCAUGCGCGAGGACGACCUCGACUUCUCCGAGCUGGACACUCUGGAGACGGAGAUCAACAACCUGAAGCGCGAGGUCGACUUCCAGAAGAAGCAAGCCGAAGAUUACCUCACGCGAUACGACGAGGUCACGCAGAAGCUCAUCGUCUCCGAGAACAGCGCGGAUGAGUGGGAGCUGCGAGGCAAUUACUACGAGAAGAAGUACAAGGCCCUGCAGAAGGAGCACAACAUCGAACUGCCGGACAUCGACACCAUUGGCACGCAGACGGACCCCGUGGACUUCGUGGAGGCGCCGCCGUCGUCGCCCGUGGACGACGACGAUGACGACGAUGCCGCGGCCUUCCCCGUGCCGUCCAAGUCAGGCUCGCGAAGGAGCUUUGCGUCCUCCGUCCACAGGAUGGAGAGCUUCAAGGAGGAAGAUGAGGAGGAGGACGAGGACGAAGAUGAGGAAGACGAGGAUGAAGAAGAAGAGGAAGAGGAGGAGGAAGAAGAGGAAGAAGAGGAGGAGGAAGAGGAAGCAGAAGAGGAAGUAGAAGAGGUCGACGAAGAAACGGCAGCGGAGAGAAGAGCCGAGAAUGCACAGAAGAAGAAGGACAGAGACCUGAAGCUGUGGCUGAACAAGCUGGAACACAUGAAGGACCGCGAGACGAACAUUCGCAAGGAGAGGAACGGCCUGAGGGAGAGAAUAAAGAAAUACUUCCGCGACAUCCAGGGCGAGAGAGAAGGCUACAUGAAGAUCAAGGCGGAAAUCGACGAGAUGGCGAAGGCAAUGAAGGAAGGCGUAGAGAGCGAGCCAGAGUCAGAGUCGGAGGAGGACGAGGAAGAGGAGGAGGAGGAGGAGGAGGGAGCGCCGCCAGCAGACCUCGAAGACAACGCUGGCUGGUGGUUCGACGAGCCCAACCAGAAGCCAAAGAAGCUCAAGAAGAGAAAGAAGAAGAACAACCGCGGAGAAGAGAGGGAAGAAGAGGAGAUGGUGGACUUAUCGCAACUCGUGGAGCCAGAAUGGAGCGACAGCGAAGAGGAGGAGAGUGAGAGCGACAACGAGGAGAACGAAUUCGAGAGCAGAAUAUCCUGCUUGCAGGAUCGGACGAAGAAGCAUGAGCUGUCCAUGAACGCCAUGAAGAAGGACAACUACGUGCUGAAGGCGCAGGUGGAGCGGUGCGAGGAGAUGUUCGACGUGGAGAAGAGACGACACAAGCGGUUGAAUGAGGAACUUCACAUCAUGUUAUCGGAACUCUCGUAGCCUUUGUCCCCUUCGUUCUAUUUUUUUUUUUUUUUCUCACUUUGCCUUAGUCUUUAUUUCUCCAUCUUUUUCUCUCUAGGAUAUGUAAUAAAUGACUCAAAUUUUUAUUUUAGAUUUGUAAGUAGAGAGUAUAAAUGCUUCUUCGUUUUGUUGUUGUGAAUAUGAACUGGUUAUAUGAACGACGAUGUGAAUGCGUAUUACAUUUUUUUUAGUAUAAGCAAAUGUCUGCUUUGUUCUCCACCGUGUGGCAGCUUCAUAAUGAGUGCAGAUAUUGUAACUUUUAAAUAGCAUUAGUCUUUUUAUUGUAUGCAUUAUGCUACAGUUACUGUAUUUGGAAACAAAAAUAAAACUCCCUUCUUCCCUUAUUUGCAGUAAUAAAAAUGCUAAACAGACACGCCUGUGCAUAUUAAAAUGGAAGAGAAAUUUAGAUUAUGUGAGAAAUUAAUAAAACAAAAAAAGGUAUACCGAGUGUAAUACAAGGAUGCGUGCUCGAACAGAACACCCUAAGGAUCAAGCAGGUGUCCUUCAUAGUUUCUGCAACAGCAUCCAUGGGACCAAGGCAAGGCAGACCGUGAUAGCUGUUGCAAUUCUCUAGAACUUGGGUAUUUCUGCCAUUUUAUUGGAAUUAUUUGUUCCAUUUUUAUUACAUUAUUUGGAAUGUGUUUUUUUUCCCUUCUUGUGUAGCAAGAACAACAGUCGGUUAAAAGAAGGUAAUCGAAAUAUCCUUUGUAUUUCAUACAUCUUUAUCAUUAUUUACUUAUUCUUCAAAUAUGACAAGCGAAGUAGCCCAUUCCCAAAAGAAGAGAAAUCAAAUCAUCGAACCAUGACAUCGAAUCUAUUACUUCUCAUGUUUGUUUUUUUCUGAUUAUAUAAGUAUGCAUCAUCAUCAUUCUUCCUUCCUUCCUUUUCCACUUCUCUUCUCUCUUCCAAGAACAGCUUCUCUCUAAAACGAAUUGAGUGUAUUGUGUCCUGUUGUCCGAUAGCGUCUAACCAAUGUCAUCUCUGAAGGUGCGUCUCUCUGCCACCUCCCCAAGCGGGAAUAGGUCGGCCGGCAAUUCAAUACUUUGUGUGUAGAGGCACUAGAAGCCUUUUCAGAUUUUUAAGAAGUUUAAUAUGCAUGACAUUUUACAACUAAAAUAGAUUAUGAAUCUAAUAAAUUAUGGCAGGAUCAUA
Molecule: messenger RNA, 5176 nt
Organism: Penaeus chinensis
Lineage: Eukaryota; Metazoa; Arthropoda; Malacostraca; Decapoda; Penaeidae
Product: trichohyalin-like
Exons: 30
Coding region: 689-4003 (1104 amino acids)
Molecular function (GO): actin binding
Source: RefSeq, a predicted model, not a curated record